Molecule: messenger RNA, 663 nt
Organism: Castor canadensis (American beaver)
Lineage: Eukaryota; Metazoa; Chordata; Mammalia; Rodentia; Castoridae
Source: RefSeq, a predicted model, not a curated record
UACCUGCUCCACUACCUGAUUGCCCUCAAGAACUGGCUGAACCGUUACAGCUGGCAGCGGACCCCCAUCUCUGUCACAGCUUGGGCCCUGCUGCGGGACAGCUACCAUGGGGGGCUGUGCCUCCGGUUCCGGGCUCAGCACCUGGCUGUGGCAGUGCUCUACCUGGCCCUACAGGUCUACGGGGUCGAGGUGCCUGCUGAGGCCGGGACUCAGAAGCCGUGGUGGCAGAUUUAUACCAUGGACACAGAGAUCCCCUAAGGCCUUGGCCCAGGCCUUCCCAAAGAGAAGCCCAGGAUGGUCGACUGCCUGGGGACGGUGCCACCAUGUCGCUGUGACGGCCAGUCCCCAGAGGACCAGCUGGGAGGACUGGUUAUGCUGCUGGAUAUGGGCUGGUGAAAGGUGAUGCCAUGCUGCCACUUUGACUGUCCCCAGCAGGCCUGGCCCAGGCGAUGUCAAGAGCUAUGCCUCCAGCAGGCAGGCCAGGAGCUCACAAUGUGUGGCUGCCCUGGGGCAGCCACAUCACAUCUGCUUUUGCUCUUUGAGAUGACUACAACUGCAACUGAGGCAUGACAUCACUGACAGGAGGGUUGAAGAACAGAUGGGACUGCACCCCUAGGAAUUUUUUAAAAGCCAGAUUUAUAGAAAGUAUAAGUGUGCAACAUA